GCAGCAGGUGUUUGAGACGUGGAGAAUCCGAUACUCAAAGUAUUACAUUGCACAGGUGGUCCGCAAACAGGUUCUGCGCAAAAAGGGCUCCGCCAGCGAUGAGCUGAAACAGGCGGCAUGCUCGAUCAACUCGAGCUUCUCAAAAUCGCUCACCACUAUAUUGAAGCUGAGCAGCGAUGCAGCAUUCUGCAUUUUCUCAGAAAACAGUCAGAAAUGGCUACCACGUCCAGUCCAGAGACAUGGCAGACUUCAACUACAGCGCUGACGCUGUGUGCCGCUGGCGGUUCCAGCUCUGGGUGGCAAUGCUCAGUCGGCCAAACACUACGCGGAUUGACUCGGUUCUGUACCACUUGGUCGACGUUAUAGAGCCCCAAGUCAAGGUGGCGGAUGGAGGAUUCUGGCAUGGAGGGUACUGGUGAGCCGUUCAGUCUUGACACAAUCGAGAAUGGCCAUAUCAAUGACACUGGGCACCCGUACAUGUCUC
Molecule: messenger RNA, 484 nt
Organism: Linderina pennispora
Lineage: Eukaryota; Fungi; Kickxellomycota; Kickxellomycetes; Kickxellales; Kickxellaceae
Exons: 1
Coding region: 118-366 (82 amino acids)
Source: RefSeq, a predicted model, not a curated record